Molecule: messenger RNA, 542 nt
Organism: Cylicostephanus goldi
Lineage: Eukaryota; Metazoa; Nematoda; Chromadorea; Rhabditida; Strongylidae
Source: the annotation of a GenBank genome assembly
CACUAGCUGUAGGUUUUCCAUCAUCAAGAAUGCUUAGCGACAUAUUAUGACCCCACCAUGUUUCUUUUGGAGGCAUUGUAAUUGUCGUUGAUUUUCUCAUCACACUUUCAAGUCUCUCACUCCAUUUAACUUUCCGAAAUAUAGAACUCGAAAGCAUCUCACUUUCAUCUCAGAAUGGUGUCCGUCAACCAUCAGUCAUUUUGGCUCAAAGGGAAUCAUUUCUGUGUGUUACUAUUCAAAUCGAUGAUGUGAAAUUUGAGGAUCUCACAGCAGAUUUCUUUGCUCAAAUUAAUGGCCAACGUAUGAAGCGUACACCUACCAAUACACGAGUCAUCGAGUUGACUAUCCCCAAAAAAGAGUCUAAAUGGUGGCCAAGGCUCAUGAAGGAGAAAGAAAAGGUGAGAGUCUACUUUCCUUCAUGGGCUUUUUGUUUGAUAAAGCUUGAUGACCAAGCCAAGGCCACGAAUCUUAGCUUUGCGAGUAAACAUGAUAGGUGCAACUCACCCUCCAACUCUAGUGCGAAGCUGAUCAGCAAAAUUUGA